Messenger RNA from Euleptes europaea (tarantolino), 1592 nucleotides. RefSeq names its product SMG9 nonsense mediated mRNA decay factor (gene SMG9). The transcript is spliced from 13 exons. Gene Ontology annotation, biological process: nuclear-transcribed mRNA catabolic process, nonsense-mediated decay. Lineage: Eukaryota; Metazoa; Chordata; Lepidosauria; Squamata; Sphaerodactylidae. The record is from RefSeq and is a predicted model, not a curated record. Bases 9 to 1541 code for a protein of 510 amino acids.
GCUUCUCUAUGUCAGAGUCAGGGCACAGCCAACCUGGGCUGUAUGAGCGCCGCCGCCGCUGGAACCGUGAUAAAGAACUGGGUCACCAGAGCCUGUCUGGGCCAGGCCGGGACCGGGACUAUGUCCCUUGGGACCGUGAUCGAGAUCGGCGGGACCCCGUGGACGAGCCAGUGGGAUCCAUGAUGCAGAAGACCCCGAUCAUCUUGGCCAAGCCACCUGCAGAGAGGUCCAAGGGAGCUCCGCCUCCCACCCCCGCUCCAGCGCCUGCCACGGUCCCACCCAUCGAGAAGCCCAUUGUGCUGAUGAAGUCCCGGGAGGAAGGCAAAGGCUCUGCGGGGGCGACGGAGACAUCCGCCCAGCCCCCCGCAGCUGUCGCCAAGGUAGAGAAGGAGGGCCAACGGCCCACGCAGCCAGUCUAUCAGAUCCAGAACAGAGGGAUGGGCUCCACCGCAUCCAGCGGCGUCAUGGACCCUGUGGUCGGUCAGGCCAAGCUGCUAGCCCCCGAGAAGAUGAAACACAGCAUCAAGCUCGUGGAUGACCAAAUGAACUGGUGCGACAGUGCUAUAGAGUACCUCCUGGACCAAACGGAUGUACUGGUGGUUGGAGUCCUGGGUUUGCAGGGUACCGGCAAGUCCAUGGUGAUGUCACUGUUAUCGGCCAAUCAACCUGAAGAGGACCAGAGGACCUAUGUGUUCCGCACUCAGAGCCAAGAGAUCAAGGAGCGUGGGGGCAACCAGACUAGCGGCAUUGACUUCUUCAUCACUCAGGAGCGGAUCAUCUUCCUGGACACUCAGCCAAUCCUCAGCCCCUCCAUCCUUGACCAUCUCAUUAACAAUGACCGCAAGCUGCCUCCUGAGUAUAACCUACCACACACCUAUGUUGAGAUGCAGUCCCUCCAGAUUGCUGCUUUCCUGUUCACCGUCUGCCACGUGGUCAUCGUGGUGCAGGAUUGGUUCACGGAUCUGAGCCUGUACAGGUUCCUACAGACUGCUGAGAUGGUGAAACCUUCCACUCCGUCCCCCAACCAUGAAUCCAGCAGCUCCUCCGGCUCAGACGAGGGCACGGAGUACUACCCACACAUCGUCUUUCUCCAGAACAAAGCCAAGAGGGAGAACUUCUGUCCCCGGAACCUGAAGCAGAUGCACCUUGUGAUCGAUAAGAUCAUGAUGCACUCCCAUCUGAAAUACAAAGGCACCCUCUCCAUGCUGGAUUGCAACAUAUUCCCCGGCCUGCCCCCAAGUUACCUGGACUCAGAGGUCAACCUGUUCUUACUGCCUUUCAUGGACUUGGAUGCAGAUGAUGCUUUGCCCAGAGCAGCCCCUGGAAGUGGCCCGCUCUUCUCCCUCCUGCCUGGCUACAAGGGGCACCCCAGUUUCCAGUCUCUGAGCGCCAAGCUCCGGAGCCAGAUCAUGUCCAUGUCUCGGCCUCAGCUCUCCCACACCAUCCUGACAGAAAAGAACUGGUUCCACUAUGCGGCACGCAUCUGGGAUGGGGUGAAGAAGUCCUCUGCUCUUGCGGAGUACAGCCGCCUGCUGGCAUGAACGUGGUGCCCUCAUGCUGGAGCCACCGAGGGGUGGCCAGACUCCUCCCAU